This is a messenger RNA of Bactrocera dorsalis (oriental fruit fly), 2021 nucleotides long. RefSeq lists its product as uncharacterized. The transcript has 3 exons. The record is from RefSeq and is a predicted model, not a curated record. The coding region runs from base 494 to 1777 and encodes 427 amino acids. Lineage: Eukaryota; Metazoa; Arthropoda; Insecta; Diptera; Tephritidae.
CGCUUAAAAAUAUAUAGCAUAUUUAUCUAUAUCAGGUAUAAUUAAUUUUUUUGAUAACAGCUAAAAACUUUUCUCUAUAACAAAAAUUGAAAAUAGUAUUUAUAAAUGUACAAAUAUAGUACUAUAAAUUUAUAAUUUAAUAUUAUAGCAUUUUCGCUUUCUGCAACCCGUUUUAACCUCUCGCCACCCAUAUUCACCAGAGGUGGCCAUGAUGUUUUUAUUGUGAAAGUACACAUGAGGGGUAGGUUAAGAACUGUGAAUGGCUCUUUUUCUAUAGUGAAUGGGACUCUCCCUACUCCUCUAUACCAUGGCUAAUAGCACGUUCACAUAUAAGCAGGUUAUGGUUAACAAAAAUUAACCUCGAAGCUAACUAUCUUGCGUUCACAUAUAGCAAAGAUAACCCAAUUAUAUGAGAGAAAUUGACAGCUGUAUCCAUUUGUGUUUUUUUGUUUACAUAUUUUCUUCUUGUAAAAAAUAAGUUAAUAAAUGAGUGAUGGAUUCAAAAUUGAAAAAAUGUUCACUUUUGUUUGCUACAAACCAAGAAGAAAGCAAUAAAUAUCUAGCUGCAUUAAAUUCCUGUAGCCGAGAAUAUAAAGCUGCUAUCCAACAAAGUGAGCAGGAAUUACGGAUACGAAGAGCUCGAGUAAUAUCGAUUUAUUAUGAAAUAUUAAUGUUGACAACAAUACCUCUUUGUAAGGAAAUAAACCCAAGAAGUAUUUGGGCAUACAAGCGACAUGGGAACUUCUGGGAAAAGGAUGUUCCAUCAAUGAACGACCGCGUUUUUAAGGAAACCUUUCGCAUGAGCAGGGCAACCUUUGAAAUAUUGUGUGAUUAUGUCAAAGGUAUUACCAAACAGGAUUCAUGCUAUAGGAAGUGCAUCCCAUUGCAGAAAAGUGUAGCUGUUGCCGUCUACACAUUAAAAUCUUCGGCGGAGUAUGAAACUGUUGCACGACUAUUCGGUGUUUCGAAGGCAAUCGUCAGCGAAAUACUUCUUGCUUUUUGCCAAGAAGUGUGGCAAUCAUUGCGUCCCAUUUAUUUGACAGAACAAUUAAGGAACAGUGAAAAAGUGGAUGAGUGUGUUCAUGGGUUUGAGAAGCUUGGCUUUCCGCAAUGUCUUGGUGCCAUAGACGGUUGCCACAUUAAAGUUCGGCCACCUGGGAAGGAUUGCACGGACUAUUACAAUUAUAAGGGGUGGUACUCCACAGUUUUAUUUGCUCUUGUAGAUUAUAGAUAUCGCUUCCUCUACAUUAAUGUUGGCUGCCCAGGUCGAUGCAAUAACUCAAAAAUUUUUCAAUGUAGCAAACUAGAUACUGCAUUGAAGGACCCAAUCUUCACUGCAAAAAGCAAAACUAUUAAUGGCGUGAAUGUUCCUGUGGGCGUUGUGGGUGAUUCGGCUUUCCGAUUUGCCAACAAUCUAAUGAAGCCCUAUCCAUUCCAAGUACAUCCUCCAGAGCAUGAAAAAAUUUUUAAUUACCAAUUGUCCAAAUGCCGAAGAGUGGUGGAAAAUACGUUUGGACGCCUAAAGGCUCGUUUUAGGAGAAUAGGGAAAGGAGUCGACAACCACAUCAAAAAUGUUCCUCUUAUAAUUAAAGCAGCCUGUACACUGCAUAACUUUUUAAAUUGUCAUAAUGAUGUCAUCAACCACAAAUGGAUAGAAGAACAAACCACUUCUGAAAGUAGUGUACGCCUGGAACAGCCCAAGCACACAGAUGCUGUAGCAGAUUUUGAAGCAGAAACUGAAACAAUUAGAAGAGCGAUUGCGAAUUCAUUUUUUUAAGUUUGUUCUACAUUUGUAAUUAUUUUUAUUUUUCAUUUAACAAAUUAAUAAAGUCUUUAUUAAAAUUUUUCGUAUUUUCACUCAUUUCUUUUAAAAUAUCAUUCCGUUUCUCUUCCGAAAGAACUGCUUUUUCGGUUAGUUCCACCAUUCUUUCUUGCACCCCUCUCAUAGACUCCAUUUCUUUCUCAAACAUAUCUGAAGUUUUUUUCAAAUUCUCUACUAAACGCUCAUGGGUUAAUUUCCU